Thermothielavioides terrestris NRRL 8126 is the source of this 1141-nucleotide messenger RNA. RefSeq lists its product as uncharacterized. Gene Ontology annotation, molecular function: 1-acylglycerol-3-phosphate O-acyltransferase activity. Gene Ontology annotation, biological process: phosphatidic acid biosynthetic process. The transcript has a single exon. The record is from RefSeq and is a predicted model, not a curated record. Gene Ontology annotation, cellular component: membrane; endoplasmic reticulum. The coding region runs from base 143 to 1132 and encodes 329 amino acids. Lineage: Eukaryota; Fungi; Ascomycota; Sordariomycetes; Sordariales; Chaetomiaceae.
GUCUCGUCCCAUCCUCUCUGCGCCCGUGCCUGGCUGCAGCCAUUUACGGACGGUGCUGCAGCCUGCGACGUCAACUCACGGCCUCCCCUCCCGAAAUCUGCACCAGACUCCCGUCCUGCCAACCCGCGCUCUUUAUUCAAAAAUGGCGGCCUUUCUCUCGUACGUCGGUAACGUUGUUGCCGGCUACAUCGCCUUGACAUUGUUCUUCUAUCUCCUGUCGGUCGUGAUCCCUAAAGCCGCUUUCGUGGCCCGCUCGCUCGCCGCCUACCUCUCGUUGAUCGUCUGCUCGCUCUACGGCGUUGUCGCCUCGAUCGUGCUCCGCCUCACCGGCUACCAUCAGCUGUCGCAGUGGACCGUGGCCCGCAGCUUCAAGUACACAAUGCGCCUCACAACCGGGGUGACCUUCGAGGUGCAAGACCCCCACGGCCACCUCGACAACAUCCGCCCGGCUGUCUUCAUCGGAAACCACCAGACUGAGCUUGACGUGCUGAUGCUGGGCUGCAUGUUCCCCAAGUACUGCAGCGUGACGGCCAAGUCGUCGCUGAAGAAGACCCCGUUCCUCGGCUGGUUCAUGUCCCUCUCCGGCAGCAUCUUCAUCAACCGCUCCAACACCCACGACGCCCGCGAGGCCAUGCGCGGCGCCGCCGACGAGAUCCGCAAUAAGCGCCAGAGCGUCUACAUGUUCCCCGAGGGCACCCGCAGCUACGCCAAGGAACCCAUGCUGCUGCCCUUCAAGAAGGGCGCCUUCCACCUCGCCGUCCAGGCCCAGGUGCCCAUCGUGCCCGUCGUCGUUGCCAACUACAGCCACAUUUUCUGGAUCAAGGGGCUGGUGUUCAAGUCCGGCCGGAUCCCCUGCAAGGGUGGGUGCUGCCCUGUUCCUUCUCCAUUCGACUGUUGGCUAACUGCCCCCACCCGCAGUCCUCGACCCGAUUCCCACGACCGGCCUUACCGCCGCCGAUGUCGACGAGCUGACGAGGUCCACCCGCGAGCUGAUGCUCAGGGAGCUCAUCGACUUGACGAAGAAGGCGCCUGGGCGGCCUGCCACCCCCGGGAAUGGCCAGUCAAACGGGGUCGCCAAAGCCAUGAACGGCGAGACGAGGGACUCUUCCUAGCUUCGCCGUCCUCGAUGUGAGCGCCGCGC